Molecule: messenger RNA, 2956 nt
Organism: Ziziphus jujuba (common jujube)
Lineage: Eukaryota; Viridiplantae; Streptophyta; Magnoliopsida; Rosales; Rhamnaceae
Product: DNA mismatch repair protein MSH4
Exons: 25
Coding region: 369-2774 (801 amino acids)
Biological process (GO): mismatch repair; reciprocal meiotic recombination
Cellular component (GO): nucleus
Molecular function (GO): mismatched DNA binding; ATP-dependent DNA damage sensor activity; ATP binding
Source: RefSeq, a predicted model, not a curated record
UACAAAAAAAAAAAAAAGAAGAAAAAAAAAAAGAAAAAAAAAAUCCAUUAGAAGGGAAAGUAAAGGAACGUGAAAGUAAAAUUAUAUUAAAAAUGAAAAAUAAAAAAAAUAACGUUUCGCGCCCUCAGGUGCAUCUGGUUUUCUGUCUUUUCCUUUCAUUUUUAAAGAGGAGUCUGGUUUGGUUUGUUAGUCAAGUUUGCUGCCAAUUUUCCCAAAUCCUGUGCGCAUGUUAGGCACACUACGCACCCUUCCAAUUCAGCAGGAAGAGGAACCUUCUCGAGCUAUAUAUAUAUAUAUAUAUAAAUAGGACUGAGGAUGGCGCGGAAUUCAGAAGUCGUUGUUGUGAGUGAGAGCGUAUAGGUAUAGCCAUGGAAGAUGACGGAGGAGAGAGAUCAAGCUUCGUGAUCGGUCUCAUCGAGAACAGAGCUAAGGAGGUUGGGGUGGCUGCUUUUGACUUAAGGUCAGCUUCGUUGCAUCUUUCUCAGUACAUAGAAACUACCAGUUCAUAUCAGAAUACAAGAACUUUGCUGCAUUUCUAUGAUCCUAUGGUCAUCAUUGUUUCCCCAAACAAGCUGGCACCUGAUGGUAGGGUAGGAGUUUCUGAAUUGGUGGACAGAUUCUAUGCUACAGUCAAGAAGGUUGUAAUGCCCCGUGGUUGCUAUGAUGACACUAAGGGUGCUGUGCUUAUUAAAAAUCUAGCAGCUAAGGAGCCUUCAGCUCUCGGUUUGGAUACUUAUUAUAAGCAGUAUUACCUGUGUUUGGCAGCAGCAGCAGCUUCAAUCAAGUGGAUAGAAGCAGAGAAAGGGGUUAUUGUUACAAAUCACUCCCUAUUGGUCACUUUUAAUGGAUCAUUUGACCAUAUGAAUAUUGAUGCUACUAGUGUCCAAAAUUUGGAGAUAAUUGAGCCACUGCAUUCUACAUUGUGGGGCACAAGCAACAAAAAGAGAAGUUUGUUCCACAUGCUUAAGACAACAAAAACUUUUGGAGGGACUAGACUUCUUCGUGCUAAUCUUUUGCAGCCUUUAAAAGACAUUGAAACUAUCAAUGGUCGUCUAGAUUGCUUGGAUGAACUGAUGAGCAAUGAACAACUGUUCUUUGGACUCUCUCAGGUUCUGCGAAAAUUUCCAAAAGAGACUGAUAGAGUACUUUGUCACUUCUGCUUCAAGCCAAAGAAAGUUACAAAUGAACUAUUGGGUGUUGAUUCUUCCAAAAAGAGUCAAAUGUUGGUAUCUAGUAUUAUUCUUCUUAAAACCACUUUGGAUGCCUUACCUUUGUUAUCGAAGGUGCUUAAGGAUGCAAAGAGUAUUGUUCUUGCAAAUAUUUACAAGUCCAUAUGUGAAAAUGAGAAAUAUGCAUUGAUUAGAAAAAGGAUAGGAGAGGUAAUAGAUGAAGAUGUGCUUCAUGCACGGGUUCCUUUUGUAGCCCGCACACAGCAAUGUUUUGCUGUCAAGGCUGGAGUUGACGGACUUUUAGAUAUUGCCCGGAGGUCAUUUUGUGAUACUAGUGAAGCUAUACAUAACCUUGCGAACAAGUAUCGUGAAGAUUUCAAGUUGCCCAAUUUGAAACUUCCAUAUAACAAUAGGCAUGGUUUUUACUUUAGCAUUCCACAUAAGGACAUUCAGGGAAAGCUUCCAAGCCAAUUCAUCCAGGUCAUGAAACAUGGAAACAAUAUACGUUGCUCAACACUGGAACUUGCUUCUCUAAAUGUUAGAAAUAAGUCUGCAGCUGCAGAAUGCUAUUUACGAACUGAAGUUUGCUUGGAAGCAUUGGUAGAUUCCAUACGAGAGGAUGUUUCUGUGCUUACGCUGCUUGCAGAGGCCUUAUGCCUUUUAGAUAUGCUUGUAAAUUCAUUUGCACAUGCAAUUUCCAGCAAGCCUGCUGAUAGUUAUACUAGACCAGAAUUUACAGAUAAUGGACCAUUGGCAAUUGAUGCUGGAAGACACCCAAUCCUAGAGAACAUACACAGUGACUUUGUUCCCAAUAACAUCUUUUUAUCGGAGGCAUCAAACAUGGUGAUUGUCAUGGGCCCAAACAUGAGUGGGAAAAGUACUUAUCUUCAGCAAAUCUGUCUUAUAGUUAUUCUUGCUCAGAUUGGUUGUUAUGUUCCGGCUCACUUCUCAACUCUAAGGGUUGUUGAUCGUAUGUUUACAAGAAUGGGUUCAUUGGAUAAUCUAGAAUCAAACUCUAGUACGUUCAUGACAGAGAUGAAAGAGACAGCUUUUAUCAUGCAAAAUGUCUCCCAGAGGAGUCUGAUUGUUAUGGAUGAACUUGGAAGGGCAACAUCUUCCUCUGAUGGGUUUGCAAUUGCAUGGAGCUGCUGUGAAUACCUGUUAUCUUUGAAAGCGUAUAUCAUUUUUGCUACUCACAUGGAAAACCUAGCAGAAUUGGCAACUAUCUACCCAAAUGUAAAAAUUCUUCACCUUCAUGUAGACAUCAGAAAUAACCGUUUAGAUUUCAAGUUUCAACUCAAGGAUGGACCAAGAAACAUUCCACACUAUGGCCUUCUAUUAGCGGAAGUGGCAGGCUUACCAAACUCAGUGAUCGAAACAGCAAGAAGCAUCACAUCCAGGAUAACAAAAAAUGAUGUGAAGAGGAUGGAAAUAAAUUACCUGCAAUAUCAUCCUAUCCAAAUGGCUUACCAUGUUGUUCAACGGCUGAUAUGUAUGAGAUACUCUAGCCAAGCAUUUGUAGUGAAGAAUAUUUUUCUCAUCUUCUUAUCUGAUCUGGAGGGGCAAGGAAAACUCCAAGGCCAUAAGGUUAAGUUCCUUCAGUAGUUAAAUUUUGCAUAUUGAUUCUAAUGACAGUGAUCAAACCGAAUUUAUAUAGUUGUUUGUAUGUAAACGAAUAUUUUUUUUACCAGUUGGACUAUAGGAAGUAGAGAUGUAAUUUUGACAAUUUCGGAGGUAUACCUGAAACAUGAUACAAAAAUAUUUUUGAGAUCAAAUCUUUUUCUAUA